Messenger RNA from Chrysochloris asiatica (Cape golden mole), 2040 nucleotides. It is a transcript of the gene XKR5, whose product is annotated as XK, Kell blood group complex subunit-related family, member 5. Gene Ontology annotation, biological process: phosphatidylserine exposure on apoptotic cell surface; apoptotic process involved in development; engulfment of apoptotic cell. The coding region runs from base 1 to 2040 and encodes 679 amino acids. Gene Ontology annotation, cellular component: plasma membrane. Lineage: Eukaryota; Metazoa; Chordata; Mammalia; Afrosoricida; Chrysochloridae. The record is from RefSeq and is a predicted model, not a curated record. The transcript is spliced from 7 exons.
AUGCACGCGGGAUUCCUGGGGUUCUCCGCCCUGCUGGUGGCGGCCGAGCAGAGUGCGCGCAUCUGCACUGUGGUUUAUUACUUCAUCACUGGACAGCUUCUUUGGGGUUGGCUGUCCUUCGCUGCCUUAUUGCCUGGCAUCUUGGUCCAGGGCCUGAGUUAUGUAUGGUUUCGAGCUGAUGGACAUCAAGGUGGUUGUUCUCUGAUGCUUCUGCACGUCCUUCAGCUUGGUGUUUGGAAACGGCACUGGGAUGCUGCUUUAGCUGCUCUGUCUAAGGAAUGGGAGGCCCCCCGCCAGGGCCAACUGCUGCUGCAGGAGGCAGACCUGUCGGCCCUCCGGCUUUUGGAAGCCUUGCUUCAAACCGGGCCCCACCUGCUCCUUCAAACAUAUAUGUUUCUAGCCUCUGACUUCACAGAUACUGUUCCAGGGGUGAGUGCCGUGUUUUCCUGGUUUUCACUGUCCUGGGCUCUGGUGUCCUAUGCUCGUUUCAUGGGCUUCAUGAAACCAGGCCACCUCUCCAUGCCAUGGGCUGCCCUUGUCUGCCAGCAAAUCUGGAGGAUGGGCAUGUUGGGAACCCGCGUCCUGAGUCUGAUUCUGUUUUACAAAGCUUACCACAUCUGGGUUUUGGUAGUUGGAGGUGCCCACUGGCUGGUGAUGACGUUCUGGCUUGUGGCACAGCAGAGUGACAUCAUCGAAAGCACCUGCCACUGGAGACUGUUCAACCUGCUCGUUGGGGCUGUGUACAUCUUCUGCUACCUUAACUUCUGGGACAGCCCUUCCAGAAAUAGGAUGGUCACAUUCUACUUGAUAAUGCUGAUGGAGAACAUCAUCCUUUUGCUAUUGGCCACCUAUUUUCUCCAGGAGGUAUCGUGGAGCAGCCUCUGGGUGAUAGUAGGUGUCAUGUCUGGAUUUCUGAUUGGCAGUGUCUCGCUGGUAAUUUAUUACAGCCUACUGCAUCCCAAAUCCACAGACAUUUGGCAGGGCUUCAUUAGGAAGUCCUGUGGCACUGCAGGUGGUGAUAAAGCAGAGAAAGAAUCCAACAGGUUGGGGAGUCCGAACUUGUGCCAAAGGGAAGGCUCUGAAUUGACAUGUCUGGAAACAUCCCCCAGCCCAGACUGGGGCCCUUCAGGUGCUGAUCUGCGGAGCCAAGUUACUGAGGAGGACUCUUUCCUGAGACACCACCACUGGCUGUUGGUGAAACUUGCCUUAAAAACCGGAAAUGUGUCCAAAAUCAAUGCAGCCUUUGGAGAUGACAGUACUGGAUGCUUUUGCCCCCCAACAUGGCAAUCGAGUCAACAGUAUAAUCAACAGAGAAAACUUUUCUUUUCCCAGCAAGAGUUCCCAUCAUCACCCCUGGACAUCCAAGCCUUAGAGAAAGUCUCUGAUAUCGAACGUGUCCCUAAAGCAGAGGCCGAGCCCUUGGAAACCUCAAGCUACGUCUCUUUCACCAGUGAUCCUCACAACAGUGUGCCUGCUCAGAACUUGUCAAGUAGCCUGAAGGAAGGAACUGUGGUGUUGCCCUGUGAAGCCAUAGUCACUGUGGUCCAGGAAAGAACUGUGAGUGAGCAGGCCAAAGAAGGGGAAGCACAGGAGGGUCCCACUCUAUAUUUCAGUGCCAUCCUAGAAGGGGCCACAUCUGUACACCAAGAAGGCAAGGCAACUCCACAGAUGUCCUACUCUGGAAGGAGGAUGGGAAAAAGUAACCCUGCCCAGCCUGCCUCACCUCAGUCGGUCACUAAACCCUUUCCUGUCACCAUGGCUAAUAUUAGCCCCAUCCUAGGCACUGGCCCAGGAAAAACCUUCCGCCCCAGUACAGGCUUCUCUGGAGGGAUCCCAGGUAACUCAGAAUGUGGAGAUCGGCAGGAACCUUUGAGGGAUCUAACUCAUCCUGCUGCAGUAAGUAUGUGGAUGCCAUUCCCAAAGACUAGACUGAGACCGGGGGAUGAGCCCUGCCUCACUUCAACCCCUAAGUCUGAAUCCAUCCAAAGGGACUGCAACUGGAAGGAAAGGUGGAAGCAAGAGAGGAGUUUUUUCAUCUGA